ACUGGGCGCUCGAUCCGCUUUCCCAUCCAUCCGCAGUGUUUCGGGGUCGCGUCUGCUGGUAGCAUCAAUGGAGAAUGGGAAAAAAUAGCAAGAAAAUGGUGAAAACAGAAAGUUGUGUGCUGUGUCACACCAGCAAAUCGAAAUGGUUUUUGGACAUCUUCUGCGAGGAAAGCCAAUCGAUGGAAAUGGCCCGGAUCAUUGCGAAACAUCUGUGGUUCGACCUAAAGCCAUCCGCCCAGUGUUAUGUUUGUGCCGAGUGCUGGAAAAAUGUUCACGAUUUUCAUCUGUUUUACUGCAAGCUCGAGAAAAUCCACUUUGAAACCAACGAACCGGAUUCGAAAACGGUGGACAUAUGCGUUCAGCCUGAUUUUGAAUUUCAUCCGAUUGAUGAAGUUAAGGUCGAACCGCCAGAUGAUUAUGAUGAAUCCGUUUUUGAUAAAUCGGACACCGCUAAAAAAUCAGCCGAACCACCUGAACAAAUCGAAGACAAUAAUGAACCAUCAACGUCCAGCGCGAUUCGACCGAAACGAAGCGCUUCCACUCCAAUCACGAAACUCAAAACUGAAGAGUCUGGAUCGGAACCGGACCACUUCGAUGCGGAUGAUUUCACGGCAAAUGAUGACUUUGAAUGCGACGAUGAUGACGACGUGGAUUAUGUACAAGAAAUAAAAGAGACCAAACCGAAGGAGAUUAUCGUGGAGCCACCUAAAACAGGGAAACGACGCGGAAGACCCCCGAAAAAUGCUUCCCUCAAGAAGGAACCCGGCUCUGAUGGAGAGGAUUUGGAUAAAACGGCUGAAUCUUCCAGAGUGUCAGAGAAAAAAUCACAUAAAAAGCGAGGCCGCAAGCGCCUCGUCAAGGAUUCCAGUGACGAGAGUUCGGAUUCGGACAGUGGUUCCGAUGCCGAAGUUACGGAUAGGCGCAAGCUGGGAGGACGACGUCCCCGAGAUGAACGCCUGUUUAGAUAUAUCGAGGAAUUUGUUUGCUAUUUGUGUCCGGAGCGGGUUGAGUUCGAUCGGUUCCACCAUGCCAACAUGCACUACAAGGAGCUGCACGGUGAACCGGCAUAUUUGAAGUGUUCCAAGUGUGAUAAGAAGUGCUUCACACCGGGUGGAUUUAUCAACCACAUGGAAACCCACGACGAUCCGGACAAGAACAAAUGCAAAAUUUGUGGUAAAGUUACAGAUCAGAUGAUCACUCUUAAGAAGCACAUGCGCGCCCACCGGAUAGAAAUGGAGAAGACAUUGCCGUACGCGUGUGAACUUUGUCCCCGGAAGUUUGAAACCGAAAAGGCCAGAAACAAACACGAACGGCUGCACGGGCGCAAGAAGAUUGUGGUCCGGAGGGAAAAGGGCCGCGACGAAGAACUGUUGGCGUUCUAUAAGAGGGUCUGGUGUGACAUCUGCGAGACGGAGAACAACGAAACUCGCGAGUUUGAGAACUUUUCGGAUCUGAAGUGCCACAUAAUAGCGGAUCAUAACAAGACACCAUACUUAAAGUGUCCCAUUUGCUUCAAGAAAAACGUCUGCAGGCAGCAACUCAUUGUGCACAUAGAUGUCCACGAAAACCCGGAUCGAUACAGGUGCGACAUAUGCGGUGAGGUAAAUCAAUUCCUUGAAAGGCACAAGGCAAAAGUUCACGGUAAUCGGGAACCGGAAAGCGACGAGAAGAACUACGGCUGCGAACAUUGUGGAAAAAUGUUCCGCUGUGAAACGAACCUAAAGAAUCACAUUGACCGGGUCCAUGGUCUGAAGGAUGUUAUGUGCGACAUUUGUAAUAAACCAUUCAGCAAAAAGGCCCUCGGCGCUCACAAACGGUCGGCGCACACGGACGAGCAAUUCAUGUGCGAACAGUGCCCGAAAAUGUUCAAAACUCGUAGUGGGCUGGAGUCGCACAAGGGUGAACACGACGCCGAUCUGCGCAAGCCGGUCAAGUGCGAACUGUGCGGCAAGGAGAUGCGCCGUGGGGCGAGCUUGGCCAAACACAUGAAGGUGAUCCACACGAUCGGAGAUCCGGUGAACUGCAACAUGUGCGGCAAGCAGUUCCGCACGAAGUUCCAUAUGAUGCGUCACCGGGCCAACACGUGCGCGGCCACGAUCAAUUCCAGGCCGUUCAAGUGCGAGAUUUGCGGAAAGGGAUUCUCCAUGCGGCUCACCAUGAACGAACACAUGACGACCCACACGAGGACCAGCUUGUACCAGUGUGCUUUCUGCUUCAAGACGUUUGGCUACAUUUCCAAUCUGUACAAGCAUCGUAAGAAGGCUCAUCCCGAGGAAUGGCAAGAGGUGCAAGCGAGGCCAGAUCAGGGUAUAGCCACUUUUAUUGAGAUGAGAAAUUGAGGGGAUCAAGGUAAGGAAAAAACAGUUAAAUAUUGUGGAAAUGUUUGACUGUUUUCAAUAUCGCCUGUAAUAUUUCUCUACUCACAAUGCAUGAUAAUUUUAAUUCUUUUAAAUUAUAAAAAAAUAAUAAAUAUAAUAUUCUACCGACAUUA
Molecule: messenger RNA, 2491 nt
Organism: Aedes albopictus (Asian tiger mosquito)
Lineage: Eukaryota; Metazoa; Arthropoda; Insecta; Diptera; Culicidae
Product: zinc finger protein 665
Exons: 6
Coding region: 75-2339 (754 amino acids)
Biological process (GO): regulation of transcription by RNA polymerase II
Cellular component (GO): nucleus
Molecular function (GO): DNA-binding transcription factor activity, RNA polymerase II-specific; RNA polymerase II transcription regulatory region sequence-specific DNA binding; zinc ion binding
Source: RefSeq, a predicted model, not a curated record